AUGGCAAGAGACGAUGAGGAAUUGCCUCCAUCAUAUGAAGAUGUUAUUAGAGAGGAUCUAAAAGGAUCCCAAGGGGCAGGUUCAGGCGGCUCUGUCCCACAGAUGCCACCCAGACCAAGCAGUGGAGCUCCUCCUCCCAGACCAGCUAGACCAUCUCGGCCCUCUGCCGGAAAUUCGGCACAAUCUUCUGCAAGCUCAAGGCCUCCAAUGAGUCCCAGACCUUCCGCCCCUACACCUGGUGGGAGCGCGUCUACACCGCAAUCUCGAUUACCCUGGGUCUACCCUAAGGGCUACUACUGUAGUAAAUGCGGUAACACUGGAUACAAGAUCAAGAAUGGACGCUCCUGUAAGCGUUGUUGGCGCAAAUUUGCCCCCAUCACACCAGCCCAGAACGUAGAGGUGGUGUAUCAGGAUGCACACCAACCCUGGUUGCCUGGUGCUCCGUAUCAAGCUUAUUCUCCAUAUGGCACUCCGCUGGCUCCACCCAUGGCUGCCCCAAUAAGACCUGGUGCUGCACCGAUGAUGCUACGUCCAGGAGAUCCUAGAAUAGGUGGUGUUGUAUGCGGCGAAUGCAGGGGACGGGGAAUGAUCCGAUUUUUCCUGGACGACAAGAUUUGUCCUCUAUGUCAUGGAGUUGGUAGAAUUCGCGUCUGA
Lachancea fermentati is the source of this 654-nucleotide messenger RNA. NCBI's taxonomy places the organism in Eukaryota, Fungi, Ascomycota, Saccharomycetes, Saccharomycetales, Saccharomycetaceae. The record is from the annotation of a GenBank genome assembly.